This is a messenger RNA of Penicillium cataractarum, 819 nucleotides long. RefSeq names its product BTB/POZ domain-containing protein. NCBI's taxonomy places the organism in Eukaryota, Fungi, Ascomycota, Eurotiomycetes, Eurotiales, Aspergillaceae. The transcript has 2 exons. Gene Ontology annotation, molecular function: protein binding. The record is from RefSeq and is a predicted model, not a curated record. Bases 1 to 819 code for a protein of 272 amino acids.
AUGCCUGACUUCCUCGAUAUAACUUCUAGAGAGAUGGUUGAAAGAAUACUACCUCUUUGCCACGGCCCCUUUGUCAAGAUCCGAAUAAAAUCCGAGGACGUCGAAUAUACAGUUUCGAAGCCUCUACUAUGCAAGGAAUCGUCUUACUUCUCCACAAUUCUUGAUGGCAAGUCCACGACAGUCGAAGACAAACCUCUCAACGGCAAAGGCAGACCCACCAAGGAGGAAGAAAAGCCAACCACGGGAGAAGAGCAGGUUGUGACCCUUGAAAACAUCGAAGGCAUCGUAUCGAGGCGCAGCAUAGAAUGCCUUCUGCAAUGGCUAUACAGCCGCAAAAUCGGAUUCAACCCCGGCAACCCAGAAGAGAAAGUCUCGACUGCUAUCAAAGUCGCCCGGCUGGCGGAAAUGUGCAGCAUCGUGGGCUUGGACACUCUAGUAGUGCAAUAUAUUAAAAGUACUCUCGCCGCCAGCGUAGGUGGACAACCGCGUGCCAAUGCUACGGACAGAGUCUUGAAAACUCACGUCCUUACUCGGGAACAUAUUUUCGCCGCGGGAUAUUUACGUCGUGGGCAUCCUGUGCGUCGUGUGGUUGCUGCGGCUUCGGUGGAGGGGUUUUUUCUUGAUGCAAACUACAAAUUUGUAAAGGAGGAUCGCGAACAUCCUACUUUCGCAGCUGACCUUUUGGCAGAAGUCAGAUGGGCACUCCAGAGCCUGAGUUGUAAGGGUGGUUGUGCGACAGUCACAGAUCCUCUCGAUGGAGAAAUAAUCAAGAUCGGUUAUGUCGAACAACCUCCUGGAGCAGCGAAGAAGUCUCUUUAG